AGUCCGGUACCGCGUGGGGCACGGAGGGGCUCACGCACCCAGGAGCUUGCAGGCCUUCCCGAGGGCGUGCCCGCAGCGCGCUCCGCCCCGGAAACACGCCCACUGCCGCCUUGGCGCGCUUUCGAAACGUUGAGGUUUCCUAGCGUCCCGCUGCUUGGGAACUUAUUUCUUGCCUGCCGAGCCCGCCGCCACCCGGGCGCGGCGGGACUCCUAGACCCGGCGCUGCGAUGAAGCGGACCCGCGAGGAGGUGGAUGCGACGCUGCAGAUCGCCAAGCUGAACGCGGCCGAACUGCUGCCAGCGGUGCACUGCCUGGGCUUCGGCCCCGGGGCCAGCGGCGCUGCCGCCGGCGACUUCUGCCUGCUGGAGCUGGAGCCCACGCUGUGCCAGCAGCUGGAGGAUGGACACAGUCUUGUGAUUCGUGGUGAUAAAGACGAGCAAGCUGUGCUGUGCAGUAAAGACAAAACAUACGACUUGAAGAUAGCAGACACUUCCAAUAUGUUGCUUUUCAUUCCUGGUUGUAAAACUCCAGACCAGCUGAAGAAGGAAGAUUCACACUGUAACAUUAUUCACACUGAGAUCUUUGGUUUCUCUAAUAAUUAUUGGGAAUUAAGAAGAUGUAGACCUAAGUUAAAGAAGCUAAAGAAACUUUUGAUGGAAAAUCCGUAUGAAGGACCUGACAGUCAAAAAGAGAAGGAUUCAAAUAGCUCAAAAUAUACGACUGAAGAUUUGCUUGAUCAAAUUCAGGCAAGUGAGGAAGAAAUAAUGACCCAAUUACAAGUUCUAAAUGCCUGUGAGAUUGGAGGUAGUUAUUGGAGGAUUCUUGAAUUUGAUUAUGAGAUGAAACUUCUGAAUCAUGUAACUCAGCUUGUGGAUUCCGAAUCAUGGUCUUUUAGCAAAGUUCCUUUGAAUACAUGCCUUCAGGAACUUGGACCAUUGGAGCCAGAGGAAAUGAUAGAACACUGUCUUAAAUGUUAUGGGAAGAAAUAUGUAGAUGAAGGCGAAGUUUAUUUUGAGUUGGAUGCUGAUAAAAUAUGCAGAGCAACAGCACAAAUGCUACUUCAGAAUGCAGUGAAAUUCAAUCUUGCUGAGUUUCAAGAAGUGUGGCAGCAGAGUGUUCCUGAAGGAAUGAUAACUAGUCUUGAUCAGCUUAAGGGUUUAGCGCUGGUGGAUAGACACUCGAGACCGGAAAUCAUAUCUUUGCUGAAAGUAGAUGAUUUACCUGAGGAUAAUCAGGAACGUUUUAAUAGCCUUUUCUCUCUAAGGGAGAAGUGGACAGAAGAAGAUAUUGCCCCAUAUAUUCAAGAUUUGUGUGGAGAGAAGCAAACCAUAGGUGCAUUACUCACUAAAUAUUCUCGUUCUUCGAUGCAAAAUGGUGUUAAAGUCUAUAAUUCGAGAAGACCCAUUUCUUAAAAGAACAACAGUCUUUUCUUCAGGACUCAAGUUGCUUUAUCAAGUUGCUGGAUACAAGAAAAAUAACUUGUACUUUUAUAUCUGACUUUUAAAAACCUAGUCUUCUAAGGCAUUUUCCUCCUCAUGUUAAGCAUUUUGAAACUACUGUUGUUAUUUCUUAAAUGUUACAGGAUGUAGCUUUCAAAUUACAUUUGUACUAUGUACACAGUGUAAACAAGGACAAAAGAAAGUAUUGUUUCCUAUAUUAUGUCUGAGGUCUCUGUGAUUUACUUAAAGUUUGGCUUUUUAUUUUUAAAAUGUCAAUUCUUUCUUUAGGAUUUGAUGUUCUAAUCAUUAAUACAUUUUAAGUUUUCUAGAGAACUAAACAGUAAUAGUUUCAUAGAAGAGAAUUCUUUAUUCACUUAAAUAUCAUUUCUCAAGUGAGUGAGUUCCCCUCUACUUUUAGCCUUCUACCCAAACUGGAAGCCACUAGGUGCUGUCAAUUAUUUAUAUUUGUUGUUUACAACCCUGAAAUUGGCUGAAUACUCCUCUGCCUGGAGUAGACAUGCACUUUGGGGAAAAAACUGGGUUUAUAAUCCUAUAAUGAAGAAUACUGGCACAGGCAGUGCUCACUCGAAAAUUUCAAGUAAUUUCUAGUUGGUUUUAGAAUGCUUGCUAAAGUUCCUUUAUAGCUUUAUUUUCCUGAUUUGUUUUGGUUUAGAUCAAAGUUCAAAUUAAUUUUAACUUAGCUAAUGAACUGGUCACCAGGACAGUUGGAGCGGGUACAGGCCAAGGUUAAAUGGUCCAAGCUUCAAAACUGUUAAUGGAUAGUCCAUAAUUAAUUAAACAAGGUUUAACUGUUACUGAAGUUUACAAGUUUUUGUUGUCAUGAACAUGAAAUACAAACAUGAUGGCUUUGAAAUGUCUUUCAAUAAAUGUUUCCGCAUUUAUAUGGAUUAUGAUAUAUAUAUACACACAGUCUAUAUA
Molecule: messenger RNA, 2378 nt
Organism: Piliocolobus tephrosceles (Ugandan red Colobus)
Lineage: Eukaryota; Metazoa; Chordata; Mammalia; Primates; Cercopithecidae
Gene: DSCC1
Product: DNA replication and sister chromatid cohesion 1
Exons: 9
Coding region: 228-1412 (394 amino acids)
Biological process (GO): maintenance of mitotic sister chromatid cohesion; mitotic sister chromatid cohesion
Cellular component (GO): Ctf18 RFC-like complex; chromosome, centromeric region; chromatin
Source: RefSeq, a predicted model, not a curated record